AUGAACCUCAAUAAAGUUCAACGAUUUUCUAACACCCCAACAAAGCUAGGACACAUCUCUUUAUCCCAACCCCCAAAAAUCACUCUUUCUCAAUCAGUCACCAACAAAGUUUCCCAAAUUUACAAGAACUCUCCAUAUGCACGUCCAAACUCACGCUCAAAAUCUUCUCCUCACAAGGCUGACCCUUCCCCAGCGAGAAUUCGUCGAGCUACUCCUACAAUAAAAAAAAAUUCCUCAAGUUCCCUUCUACAAACCCAGUCAAUCCCUCCUCAAAAACGGACUUCUUCACAUUCAAAUUUGCCACUUCUCAAUGAAAGUAUUGAUAAUUUUACAGUCAUAAAGCCUAAUAGACAAGGCCACAGCGUAAAUUUGUCAUUUAAUAAUUCCUUCAAAAUUCCUUCACAAGGGAAUGACUCUAAAGGGUCUCCGAAAAUCCCGUCAAGGCAAAGUACGGCGUCGACAGAAAUUCAGUUUCUUGAAGGCAAGCUUUCACAGAAACUAAGUGAGUUAUCACAAAAAGACAGGCUUCAGACAGUAGGGAAGCUUAAUGUGUAUAGAGAAAUUUUCCAGGAAAUUAUAAAUAAGGACACGAUUUAUGGAACUUUGUUAGCAAAAAUACAAAAGGCGUAUGAUGAAGCGCUAACAGAAAGAAAUACCUUGAAGGCUUUAAAUAUAUAAAAUUUGUUAAAUAAUAAUAAUUUAUUUUAAUAAAAGUUCUUUAAUUUGUAUAGAAAGUAAGAAAAUAAAUAGGAUUUUUAUAGGAUAUAUAUAGUAAAUUAUAUACAAAUGAAUUAGAAUCAAAAGUAGAAGACUUAAACAGAAAAUUAACUAACUGUGCAGAAAGCAAAAGGUCGCUUGAAAAAAAAAUUGAGCGAGUUUUGAAAGAAAACCAAGCUUUGAAUAUAAAGCUUGAAGACAAAGAAACCAGAUAUGAAGAAUUGCAAGGCAAGCUUUAUAAGAUAUCUCAAGUUAAUGUAGAAGGAGUCGACAUGAAUGAAGAAAGCUGAAAAUUCAUUAUUGCUGAAAACAAAGCAUAUGCUGACUUAUGUCAAAAAAUGAAAACUGAUAUGCAAGAAUUAUUUAUAUAUAUGUAGCAGAAAAUUAAUUUAUUAAAUAGGUUUGGACUAGUCAAAUUAAAUUUAAAAAAAUAUAUUAAAAAUUACAAAUACAAAGAAAAAAAACUAUUAAAACUUGUAAUGGCGCUUAAAAAGCGAGGAUACCCAGUUGAAGAAGUAUAUGACCAAGACGUCCAGAAAAAGAAGAAAGAAAUGCCAAAGUAUGAAGGAUCUGAUGAGCCUGAAGAUAAUUCAGAAAAUGAGCAGCUAGUUAGUGGGAGACCAAAAGAUGUGAAGAAGCCUCAGAAUAUUCCAAGUUUAAAAUUGGAAGAAAUUCAACAUGAAACGUUUUCGUCAUCUUCGUCUUCGAGCUAUUCAGAGUCCAAUGAAUCGUCAUCGUCUUCAUCAAAAGCUUAA
Molecule: messenger RNA, 1472 nt
Organism: Blepharisma stoltei
Lineage: Eukaryota; Ciliophora; Heterotrichea; Heterotrichida; Blepharismidae
Source: the annotation of a GenBank genome assembly